This is a messenger RNA of Gavialis gangeticus (Gharial), 5641 nucleotides long. Its product is annotated as dual oxidase 2-like. Gene Ontology annotation, cellular component: NADPH oxidase complex; plasma membrane. The transcript is spliced from 33 exons. Gene Ontology annotation, molecular function: peroxidase activity; superoxide-generating NAD(P)H oxidase activity; calcium ion binding. The coding region runs from base 32 to 4654 and encodes 1540 amino acids. The record is from RefSeq and is a predicted model, not a curated record. Lineage: Eukaryota; Metazoa; Chordata; Crocodylia; Gavialidae. Gene Ontology annotation, biological process: superoxide anion generation; defense response; response to oxidative stress.
UGUGUGGUCUCCCAGGCAGUACAGAGCAGUCAUGGUGAAGCUUGAGAUGUGGCAUCUGCCCUUGUUUUGGAUACUUCUGCUGGGGACAUGCAGCUUGGUGGGUGCCCAGGAGAACAUCAGCUGGGAAGUCCAGCGCUAUGAUGGCUGGUACAACAACCUGCAGCAUCACAGCCAUGGUUCUGCAGGUUCCAAUCUGCUGCGCUUGCUGCCAGCCAACUAUGCCGAUGGGGUGUACCAGGCACUGCAGGAACCACAUGUGCCCAAUGCCCGCAGACUCAGCAACGUGUUGGCCCGGGGAAAUUCUGGAAUACCCUCCAACAGGAACAUGACUGUGCUGUUUGUCUCCUUUGGUUUCCAUGUGCUCUCUGAAGUCCGGGCAGUGGAGAGACCUGGCUGCCCUGCUGAGUUCUUGAACAUCCCCAUUCCACGAGGAGACCCCGUGUUUGACCCUCAGAGAGCUGGGGAUGUCGUCCUGCCCUUCCAGCGCUGCCAGUGGUCUGUGGAGACGGGACAAAGCCCCAACAACCCACGAGAACCGGUCAAUGCUGUGACGGGCUGGCUUGAUGGCAGUGCCAUUUAUGGCCCCUCCCAUUCCUGGAGCGAUGCUUUGAGAAGUUUCUCUGAGGGGAAGUUGGCUUCUGGGCAUGACCAGGAUUUCCCAAAGCAGACAGAUGAGAGGCUCCCCAUGUGGAAGGCCCUGGACCCAACUACACAGCAGGGUGGUUCCCAGGGGAUAUAUGACUUUGGCAAUGCCAAAGGGAAUGAGAGCCCUUUGCUGCAGGCCCAGAGCAUCAUGUGGUUCCGCUACCACAACUACCGGGCAUCGAAGCUGCGCCAGAAUAACCCCAGCUGGUCAGACGAGGAUCUGUUCCAGCACACACGCAAGUGGGUCAUUGCCACCUACCAGAACAUUGUGCUGUAUGAGUGGCUGCCGGCAUGGCUGGGGGAAAGCAUCUCAUCAUAUAAAGGUUACAGCCAGCACGUGGAUCCCAGCCUGUCGCCUGAAUUCCUGGCAGCUGCAGAGCACAUCUUGGCCACCAUGGUGCCCCCUGGCAUCUACAUGAGAGACAAACAGUGCAAUUUUUGGAGAGCGAUCGACCAAGACAAAAAUCAACCAUCAGCUUUGCGGCUCUGCAACAACUACUGGAGGAGAAAGAACCCCAAUCUCCAGACAUCAAAGGAUGUGGAUGACCUGCUGCUGGGAAUGAGCUCCCAGAUUGCAGAGAGGGAGGACAACAUUGUGGUGGAAGACCUCCGAGACUACUGGUAUGGGCCACUGAAGUACUCCCGCACUGACUUCGUGGCCAGCUGGAUCCACCGGGGGCGAGACUUUGGCUUGCCCACUUACAAUAAGGCCCGGGAGCUCUUUGGGUUAGCCCCUGUCCAGAACUGGAUGGAUUUCAUUACUGACGUGGAUGGACAGGUCGUAACAGAGGUAGCUGCCAUGUACAACAAUGACACCUCCAAGCUGGAAUUCCUCCCUGGAGGCAUGCUGGAAAGCAAUGGAUCCCUCUUCAGAGCCAUCAUCCGGGACCAGUUUGAGCGUUUGCGAAAUGGGGACAGGUUUUGGUUUGAAAACACAAAGAAUGGGUUAUUCACAGAAAAAGAAAUUGCAGAGAUCCAAAACACCACAUUCUAUAACGUCCUUGCUUCUGUCACCAAUGUGAAUUCAAGUCAAAUCCAGGACAGAGUCUUUUUCUUGAAUAACGGGGCUCCGUGUCGUCAAACUGAGCAAUUAAAAGCAGAACGUCUGACCAACUGCACACCCCUGGUUGUGCUGAACUACUUCGAAGGCAGUGGUGCUGGGUUUGGGAUUAUUAUCGUCGUCCUUUGCUGCUUGCCUCUAGUAAGUUUAUUCAUUGCCUGGAUUGUUGCCGCUUUCCGCAAGAGAGAUUUCAAGAAGCUGAAGAGAGAGCAGAACACCAACGUGAAGAGGGAGGCAUCCAGUGAGGGAACAUGUGCCUUGGAGUGGCAAGGGCCCAAGACAGACAGCUACCUCGUCUACGUUCAGCUCCAUUCGGACAAGAUGAUCAAAGUUCUGGACAGCAGGUUGUCGGUGCUUCGAAGCAUCAACCUCCAUGCUCAACAGCAGCUGGAUGUGAUCCUGUCCAACAACAAAGGGAACAAAGCUCUACUCCUAAAGAUUCCCAAAGAGUAUGACCUGGUGUUGUUUUUCAAUGGAGAGGCAGAGCGAAGUGACUUCACUGGGCAUUUGAAGGCCUACCUGGAAAUGAAAGGUCUGGCUCUCAACAUAACUGACAUGAAGGAACAAGACCUGCUAAAAAGGGCUGUUACCAAAGAACAAAGGAAGCAGGUUCUUGAAACUUUCUUCAGGCAUUUAUUUGCCCAGGUGCUGGACAUUGACAAGGCAGAUGCUGGAGACCUCAACUUUGAAACAUCCCAAAAAGCAAAAGAAUCUCUGAAGUGUGAGCUGAGCAGUGUUGAGUUUGCUGAGUCCCUGGGGCUCAAGCCCCACUCCAUGUUUGUGGAGUCCAUGUUCUCCCUUGUUGACAAAGACGGCAAUGGGUAUAUCUCCUUCCAGGAGUUCCUGGACAUCUUGGUGAUCUUCAUGAAAGGCACCUCAAAAGAGAAGUCCAAGCUGAUGUUCAGAAUGUAUGACAUUGAUGGGAAUGGGUUUCUCUCAAAGGAGGAGUUUCUAAGGAUGCUGAGGUCUUUCAUUGAGAUCUCCAACAACUGCCUCUCGAGGGAUCAGAUAGAGCAAGUCACUGAGUCCAUGUUCAGGGCCUCAGGGUUUCAGGACAAGGACGAGCUGACAUGGGAGGAUUUUCAUUACAUGCUGCGGGACCAUGACAGGGAGCUCCGCUUCACCCAGCUCUGCAUCAAAGGUGUUCCCGAGGUUUUCAAACAGAACUUACACAACCGUGUCUCUUUCAUAAAUGGAGCCAAGACCAAUGGCACAGUCCCAAACAGGGAUGAAGCCCCAACUUCGGAAAUCCCCAUGCUGCCCAUGGAGCACCAAGGGCAAGAACUGAGGAAGAGAUUGGGCAGAAAGGCAAUGCAGUACCAGCCAAAUUUAUACACAGAGGCCCAAAGGAAGAAGUACCAGAGAAGCAAAGUUCAGCAGAAGAUCCAGACUUUCAAGCGCUUCGUUGAAAACUAUCGGCGCCACAUUGUGUGUGUGGUCCUGUUCUCUGCCAUUACAGCUGGCGUAUUUGUGGAGAGAGCAUACUAUUACGCCUUUGCAUCCCCACCCACUGGAAUUGCACAGACCACUUUUGUUGGCAUCAUCAUUUCACGAGGGGCAGCAGCCAGCAUCUCCUUCAUGUACUCCUACAUCCUGCUCACCAUGUGCCGUAACCUCAUCACCUUCCUGCGGGAGACCUUCCUCAACCACUACAUCCCCUUUGAUGCUGCUGUGGAUUUCCAUCGCUGGAUUGCAAUGGGAGCCCUGAUUUUCUCAGUUCUUCACACCGCAGGCCAUGUUGUGAAUGUCUACAUCUUCUGUGUCAGCCCUCUCAGCAUUCUGUCCUGUCUCUUCUCCAACGUCUUUAUGGAUGAUGGGUCACAGUUACCACAGAAGUACUACUGGUGGUUCUUUCAGACCGUCCCAGGCAUGACUGGUGUUCUGCUGCUUGUGAUCCUUGCCAUCAUGUAUGUGUUCGCCACCCACCACUUCCGACGUGUCAGCUUCCGGGGCUUCUGGAUCUCCCACCACUUCUACGUGCUGCUUUACGUCCUAAUCAUUAUCCACGGCAGCUACGCUCUGAUCCAACAGCCCCGUUUCCAUAUCUAUUUCAUUAUCCCAGCUCUCAUCUAUGGAGGUGAUAAGCUGAUGAGCCUGAGCAGGAAGAAGGUGGAGAUCAGUGUGGUGAAAGCUGAGCUCCUCCCAUCAGGUGUCACCUACCUCAAGUUUCAGCGGCCGCAGGACUUUGACUACAAAUCUGGGCAGUGGGUACGGAUUGCCUGCUUGUCCCUGGGCACAAAUGAGUACCAUCCCUUCACCCUGACCUCUGCACCCCAUGAGGAUACGCUGAGCCUUCACAUCCGAGCAGCUGGGCCCUGGACCACCCGGUUGCGGGAGCUGUACUCCCCUGAGAGCGUGGCUGAGAUUGGCCAGUAUCCCAAGCUCUACCUGGACGGACCAUUUGGUGAGGGCCACCAGGAGUGGAACAAGUUUGAGGUGUCUGUGCUGGUGGGAGGGGGCAUUGGGGUCACACCCUUUGCCUCCAUCCUCAAGGACCUGGUUUUCAAGUCAUCGCUUAGCACUAAACUUCUGUGUAAGAAGAUCUAUUUCAUCUGGGUGACGCGCACACAGCGGCAGUUUGAGUGGCUGGCCGACAUCAUUCGUGAGGUGGAGGAGAGCGACCAGCUUGGCCUGGUCUCCGUGCACAUCUACAUCACCCAGCUGGCUGAGAAGUUUGACUUGCGCACCACCAUGCUGUACAUCUGUGAGCGGCACUUCCAGAAGGUCCUGAACCGGAGCCUGUUCACGGGGCUGCGCUCCAUCACGCACUUCGGGCGGCCUCCAUUUGUACACUUCUUCAACUCCCUGCAGGAUGUUCACCCCGAGGUGCAGAAGAUCGGUGUGUUCAGCUGUGGCCCCCCAGGAAUGACCAAGAACGUGGAGAAAGCCUGUAAGCAGAUCAACAAGAAGGACCAGGCCUACUUCGUGCAUCACUAUGAGAACUUCUAACCGCCUCCCAUCCCUGUAGGAUACCCAGGCCUGCCCCACCAGCAGGACUGUUCUGUGAACAGCGGUGUCCUUGACCGAUCUAAGUACUUCUAGGUCCUAGGGAAGGUUCCUGCUACUUCUCAGAUGGGAGCUGUUACACAUCUAUAACAUUUCUGUUCCUGCAAGCUUGGAGGAGGACUGCCUCUGAACCACAGCUGAGCUGCUGCGGCAGGAUGGACUUGCAAAGGUUUCUGAGAUUAUUGCCCAGCGUGUGCUGCAUGGACUGUGAUGAUCUGGAGACCCCAUGGGCAGCAUGGCCCAGCAGACAGUGCUUCCCUCUCACCCCAGGGGCCCACAGUGUCUCCCACAGAAAAGAGUGCCUAGAACUUUCCAGCAAAACACCUGCAUUGCAGCAGAGGUGCAAAGCUUCAGCAACUUAAAUUACAGUGGCCCAAAGAGUUCUGGGAUGCAACCCUGCCCCGGUAAAGUGAACAGCAAAGCUCCCAUUGAUUUCAACAGAGCCAGGACUCUGUCCCUGGCAUAAAUGAGCAAUCCAGUGUGGGGGCAGACAAAAAUCACACAUCUAAGAUCCCCUGCAUAACUGAAGUUGAGGACAGGCUGCAGCUAUCUGGCCUGAGUAUCAGUCGGCUAGGGCACCAACAGGCUGUCCUGAAUAAAAGUGUCCAUGCUAGUAUUAAAUGCAGCUGAGGCAAACCAAUUUACAGUCAGAGCCUAAGCUAAUUUGGAUCAGUGUUUGUCAGUGAUCCUGUGUAGACAAUCUCUGUUAACUUCACUAAUUCAUCUCCCUUGCUACAGUUUAUUAGACUGUACUCAGCUCAUCUGUGGUUGUUUCCUUUUGGUAUUUAAAAGCUUAGCUUUUCUUUUAUAUUUGCAUUUACUUUUCACUCUUCAGUUUGAUUGCUGCUGUUAAUACCUAUUUAAAUAAUGACUUGAUAUAGAAGAAGGAGAAGUAUUCUGAAGUCUGGCAGAAGGCAAGGUAGAGAUGCA